AUGACGCUGAAACGCCGCUGCUUUAGACGAAGGAGCGCCGGUGAUGUCGAAGUCGCAGCCGAAGAGAGUCGGCGAAGCUCGAUACACCAAACGCCUCAAACCGGAAAACGAGCCGAGAAGAGGAGAAGUGAUGCCAGCAGAAGCCUAGUGACCGUUGUUGGUCACUACUAUGAGUCGAACGAUUUCAUACACUGUGGAGAAGCCUUUGCGGAAUUCUUCUUGGUCUUGAAGCACGUGGUCUUCGCCCACAGCCUAGAUGUCGGGGGCAACGCCCUAUUUCAGACGUUUCUGAUGGUGGUCGUUUGA
Molecule: messenger RNA, 306 nt
Organism: Cryptococcus wingfieldii CBS 7118
Lineage: Eukaryota; Fungi; Basidiomycota; Tremellomycetes; Tremellales; Cryptococcaceae
Exons: 2
Coding region: 1-306 (101 amino acids)
Source: RefSeq, a predicted model, not a curated record